Brienomyrus brachyistius is the source of this 3321-nucleotide messenger RNA. Its product is annotated as protein asteroid homolog 1-like. The record is from RefSeq and is a predicted model, not a curated record. The transcript has 5 exons. Bases 141 to 2132 code for a protein of 663 amino acids. NCBI's taxonomy places the organism in Eukaryota, Metazoa, Chordata, Actinopteri, Osteoglossiformes, Mormyridae.
CUUGGCACUGAGCAGAGAGGAUCUUAUCUAUUACACAUCAGUCUUGUCAUCUGACAUUUGAACAUCGACAACAGGGUAUAGAAACAGAAAAGGAAAAUUUCUGCCAACUUCUGUUUUUGUACAAAAAAAUCUGUUUCAUCAUGGGAGUUCAAGGACUGUACAGUUAUGUUAUGGGAAGAAGAGAUUUUUUUCAGGAGGUGAAGGUUCAUGAUACUAAGCUCAUCAUUGAUGGAACAAAUAUUCUCUACCAUCUGGCUUUCUGGCCCACCUUGGAUCUGCAGCAUGGGGGAGAUUAUGAUGCCCUUGCUGACACAAUUCGAUUUUUUUUCAAAGCCCUUUCCAUCUGCAAAAUAAAACCUUUUGUAGUGUUAGAUGGUGGAAAGGAUUACUCAGGCAGAAAGUUGGACACUGUCAAGCAGCGAGCCCAGCAAAAGAUCAAGGAAGCACAUAACAUGUCUACUGGAACAAAGCAGGAAAUUAUGCCCCUGCUCAUCAGAGAGGUCUUCAAAGAGGUCCUCUCUAGCCUCCAGGUGCCCUUUGUUCAGUGUAUGGCUGAAGCUGACAGGGAGAUUGCCUCCCUGGCCAAUGAGUGGAGCUGCCCUGUGCUGACAUCAGACAGUGACUUUUUUAUCUUUGACCUGAAAAGGGGGUGCUUCCCUUUCAAGGAAUUCCAAUGGAAAACUGUGACUGAAUGCAGCAAGUACAUCCGAGCCCAAAGGUAUUCUGCUGACCGCUUCUGUGCACACUUCAGAAUGAAUAAAGAGCUCCUCCCUCUCUUUGCCACCAUGCGUGGGAAUGACUGGGUCCAGUCUCAGGUCAUGGCUGGAUUUUUUACUAGGAUAAAUUUUACAAGCCCUUGGCUUUCCUGGAACCAUUCACAGAUAGAUGGCCUACUCCACUGGCUGGCACGGUUCACAGGUUGGGAGGAAGCCUUGGAGGAGAUACUGAGGAUUACAGGGAGCAAAGAAAAUGAGGGAAAUAUCUGUGACCUGCUCGUUUCGGGAAUAAGAGAGUACGAGGUCUCCAUCAGCAAUGUGGCCCCUUUCUUUGAGAAGGAAGUUGCUCUGCUGAGCAACAUACCAGAAGCCAUAAAGAUUCUUCCAGAGUGGGUCCUCAUGGACCUGGCCAGAGGGGAGCUGACCGCCCUUCUUAUCGAUGCGCUGGUCCUGGGGAAAGUGAUGCUUGGUGUUCAAGUGGAGAACAAGUCGGAUCCCAGCAGCGAUGAUGUCGCCCAACCCAUACGAGAGGUUCUGUACGGCCUGCUGCUCUACGAGAGGGAAGAUCUGCAGAGACAGCAGGGAGCCAGCCAGGGGACACCGGGCCAGCACAGGUCACCAGGAGAUGAACACCGUGUGGAGGAGUUUGGUAGAGAGGGCCUGACACUGAUACCAAAACCUGUUACAGUCGUCAGGCCAAAGCAAUCACUGCAGAGCCUGAAAGAGGCACCGGGAGAGGAACGCCUCAGUUUCCUCCUGAACACCUUUGGAGUGGAGAGAUCUGUCCUUGAGGGGGUCCCACCCUGCAUGAGAUUGCCUGUGUGUGUCACCUGCUACUGGAUGUCCAACUGCAAGCCAAAACCUGAGCCGCUGCACCUGCAAGCACUGCUGCUGGGGAUGGUGUAUGGAAAACUCAUACAGGAUGAAACUGAUGCAGCAGUGAGAGAGGAGAUGGUCAGAAAGCAGAGAAGUAUGCGGAUCGACUGGGAGGAAAACGGGCCAAACCGGACAGCGACCCAACUCUACAACCAGUGGCAGUCCUGCAUGAGGAGCUGCUUCCAUCUCAACCAGCUUCUGCGCUGUCCUCUGCCCAAGCCUCUGUGUUCCCAGCUGUACAGCGGGACGCUGGUGCAUGGGGUGGUGAGGCAGCUGAGUGGAGGACAGACGCCCGAGUCCUUGCUGGAGGGACUGCCUUCACUUGAGAAUUUCUUCAGUGACCUGCAGGGGGCAGUGCUGAGUUCUGAUGUGAAGGCAGGACAAUGGGUGCUGAACAAAAAUAACAGGAAACGAAAAUGGGGUCAAGGGCAGCAGCAACGUAAAAGAGGACCUGUAAAUGAUGUGCAACUCAACAACAGGUUUUCAGUGCUAGACCCUACUAAUGAAGAUGGUGGCGCAGGAGGUAGUGCUAUGGCCUGAUUCUUCCUGUCCCCAUCAAAGCGCUACAUAAAGGCAGUCCAUUUACCAUUUAAUGUCUUGGUGCUAAGAAGUGAAAAAAUAUUAUAUAUAUUAUAUAAAUAUGUUAUAUAGAUAUUAUAUAAUAUACAUAUUAUAUAUUAUACAAACAAUAUACAAGCAAUAUCCUAACACAUUACAAAUUUUACAAUACCAAAAUUACGAAUGGCUCUAAUAGUACAAAGAACUCAUGACACAAACAAUAUAUUCUUUGUAUAUUGAGUUCCUUGUAUUAGAGCCAUUUGUAAUUUUGCUAUUGUAAUAUUUGAAUUAUUUGUUAUUUCUAUUUAACUUCUUAAUUAUCCUUAAUUCUUAAUUACUGUCCGGGAGCAACUGUAACCACAUCAUUUCCGGAGGGAUCAAUAAAAUAUUCUGAAUCUGAAUUAGCGGCGUCUGAAGAAACCAGGGCUGUAAUUUGCCUGCAUUCCUCUAUUCAGGUUUUUAACGUUUGAACUUUUUUUUUGUCUGAUAGGAUUCAGACAAUAUGCCAAGAAAUUAGUUAAUGCUACAGCAAUAAUCUAUUUUAACCAAUAUGUGAUGGUCACAUAAAAUUUUUUUGCUAUUUUUUCUGCUAUGCCCCUUACAUUCAGACGCUCUGGUCUGGCUUCCUAAUUGCAGUGAAUAAUCUGAGAAGUUCCUACCUGCACUGGGAUUUACUCCUGCCUGGCACAACACCGCCCCCUAGUAACUGACAGGAAUAUUUUCUUCCCAGUGUUAUGAAUGUUGGCCAGACCGAAUAUCGCCUUAUUUUGACACAUUCUUCAAGGGCAUUAAAACACUGAUAUUUCCUUAGAAACAGGGUUUAAAAGAACAUCUUCUGUAGUCUAACAAAAGGACAGACACCCCCCUUCCAGGAUCAUCAGUAAAAUGCUGAGUCAUUCUUAUCUGAAAAGUGAAACUUUAAUCCUAUGUUAGACCCACAAAGACACUAGAAGGGUCCAAUACAAGCCAGACUGACAAAUCCAGCAAAUCUCAUAGUGGGUUUAUCUAUUAAAGUCAUGCAAUUUGAGGUAAUUACAAAGUUUACCAAAAGAGGGCGCUAUGAUGGCAGUCUGACUUGCAGACGUUGCUGCUGCUGGUUCGCAGGUCCGGCCCACACUCUUCUCAGCUUCCUCAUUCAGUUAUCAGCUUCUCACCCCCCUCCCCCCCCCCC